Messenger RNA from Didymella exigua CBS 183.55, 2130 nucleotides. RefSeq lists its product as uncharacterized. The transcript has 3 exons. The coding region runs from base 1 to 2130 and encodes 709 amino acids. NCBI's taxonomy places the organism in Eukaryota, Fungi, Ascomycota, Dothideomycetes, Pleosporales, Didymellaceae. The record is from RefSeq and is a predicted model, not a curated record.
AUGGAUCAGGCUUUGCCUACUUCAGCAGCACAGAUGUAUGCUUAUAACCACUAUCCUUUCCAGAGGCAACAACCUCCAUCUGGAUUUCAGCAAAUGACAAGACCUUCGCCGCCUCAACCCACGUGGGCCGUACCACAGACCCACAACUCAUAUUAUGCUGGGCCUCGAGGCCCAAUGCUAUCGACCCGAGAUGAGCAUGCGCAUUUUCUAUCCAGGUCAGACAUCAACACGUCUGAAGCACCAGCAUUCAGUACCGCGGCCUUGAACAAUGGUAUGACCUCCAACCCGACGACAACAACGUCUGGAGAGUACUUUCCAAAUGUCAUUGAUACUAGUCCCUGGGGCGCGAAGGUGUGCGAUGAACUCGAGUCGUUCCCUCCAUUCGAUGCAGAUGCUGCAGACUUUAGCCACGGGCUGAUGGGUCAGGACGAAAACACACCUAUCAUCGAUCUACGUCAAUUUCAAGGCAUGGGCCAGCACGACGCUGAUAACUCGGCACAUUUCAAUCCUCGGGGGCCUCGCCGCAUGUCCGAGUCGUCUUUCUCGAUGUCCAGCACAGGCGGGGGAAUAUUUCCAGAUGUGUCUUCCUAUGAAGAGAUGGGUUCUUCUGAGGCAGUCUCAUACGUGUCUGAGUGCGAUACAUGGAAUCCAGUCGAACCUGCCGGUGGUCAUCUGUUGUCACCGCUUGCUUCACCAAGGAAGUCGCCGUAUGAAUCUGUUUCGCGUACUGGAGGCCGCGCUCGCAUGUCUCCCGCGCCGCACAACAACGUCAGAUCAUCGCCCUACACACUCGAAAGCACCCGGUCUAAACGUUGGUCAACCGGACAGACACCCACGUCGAUGCCAAACAACCCAUCCGCAGUCCCUCAGAUUCCGGACCACUUUAGUCCAUAUGGGCCGCGCCGCAAUCCGCAUCACUCGAUGCCAGCUUAUUCAUCUAGCGCAAUGGCUAAUUACGGUAUGCCCGCGCAAAAUGUGUUGUUUUCACAGGGCCAUCAGCUGCACUCCAACGGUCCGCCUCUGUUUGCAACCCGAGAUCAACCCUACCACCUCGAGGUCCCUCGACCGCUUCCUUCUCAAGGACUCUUCCGUCUGCUUCAGAGUAAUGUCGACAGGCAUGGUGGCUGUUCGUCGCAUUUCGCAGAUCUUUCGGACCCGCCGGAUCUGUACUCCUCUCUGCAUGAAGAGCCGUCCAACCCACCUGAAUCAGACAUGAACCCAUCAGACCCAGAUCUCGUGCCUCACGAGCAGGACCUUCGUUUCAACGGCGAUCUGUACACACCGCGAUGGGUGCGCGGGCAUGGCAACAAGCGAGAGGGGUGGUGUGGCCUCUGUAAGCCUGGACGUUGGCUUGUUCUGAAGAACAGCGCGUUCUGGUACGAUAAGUCCUUCACACAUGGUGUCAGCGCGGCAACUGGAGCAGCAUUCCAAGGACCCCAAGAUACCCGCCGCACUGAGGGAAAUCUCGAUGUGUGGGAAGGCCUCUGCGGGAGCUGCGGCGAGUGGAUAGCGUUGGUCAGCAGUAAAAAGAAAGGGACAACAUGGUUCAGGCAUGCUUACAAGUGUCACACCCACCCAAAAGUUAAAGACGGGCCCAAGCGGCGUCGUGAAACACAUGCAGGGCGUGCUCGCACUGUCUCUUCGGCAUCUUCGUCGUCGCAUCUGGUCAAGCAAGAGUUGGCGCCUGUCAACGCAACUUCUCACCGUUACUCGACGCCUACGCCGGUACCGGGCAGCUCCGCGCUUCGCACUUUCGGCAUGCCGGUCUCGACUCCGACAUCAACACCCUCGCUGAGCACAACCUCAUAUGGCAGCGGUACAUCGUACCAAACCCCAUCGGCAGGAACGCCCUCUUUAUACCCGCCGCAGACGCCCACUACAGCCUCACCAUUACAUGCUCUACACACGCCAACAGCGGCAGACUUCCCUGAGCUCCGCUACGAUUCGGCAAAUACAAAGGAGCAAAGUGUUAUGGGGUUGUUUCCCAAUCCUCUGCAACACUUCUCCAACUUCUCUACAUCGUAUCUAGCACCACCGCCGAUAAGCCUUGCACAUCAAGUCAGUGAACCUGAGCUUGUGGGCAUCAGAGCAACAGCAGCAAGCUUGGACUCGAUAGCAAGCAUGAUCUGA